Aspergillus luchuensis is the source of this 1956-nucleotide messenger RNA. RefSeq lists its product as uncharacterized. Bases 1 to 1956 code for a protein of 651 amino acids. The record is from RefSeq and is a predicted model, not a curated record. Lineage: Eukaryota; Fungi; Ascomycota; Eurotiomycetes; Eurotiales; Aspergillaceae. The transcript has a single exon.
AUGUCGGGAAGAUUCAUAAGCAACAACUUGAAUCCAUCCGGUCCACCCAGACAAAAUUUGAUAGGCAUCUUUGGCCUUCCCGGAUCUGGAAAGACCCAUCUUCUGAAUCAGCUCCGAAGGGAACUUGAGGGGGGCCCUUUUUCGUUCUAUGAGUACGAAGAGGUCAAAAAAGCCUGCCCUGCUUAUUGGUCUGCCUAUGAUAGCGCCUUUGAAUCCAUCAGACAUGAGUGUGAUGAUGCUGGGGUCACAGGGAUCGCCACAGCUAAUUACAUGCAACCGGAUGAUUUUGGCGACCAUCCAUGCACGACACUUCUGGAUGAUGGUACCCUCAAAAGGCCAUUCACGCAUAUCAUGUAUGUGAACACCCCUGUCGAGGUAGCCCAUCAACGUUGUAUGGAGGACGCUGAAAAGAAUCCUACCUGGUAUUCUCUUGAAUACUUUCGCAAAUGGGCCGAUGAAGAAUUCCUUGGGCUGAAAGACACGUGUUUCGACCGGCAGAUCAUCUUCACCAUGGUGGAUCCUGAUGACCUUCCGAGGAUUAUCACCCUCAUUCACACCUUUCAGCUUGACCGAGAUGAAGAACACAAUCAAGGCAUUGUGGAUCAGUGUAUUGACGAAGUUGUAGCUCCCUGGCAAGGGCAGGUGGAGAAGGUCCUAGUCAUGGACUGCGAUGGAGUCUUCGCACCCAGAUAUGCAGAGCAAACCUUCUGGGAAAUGUUCUAUUUUGGAGAGAGUAAUGACAAGAGACCCCGUGACUUGCCGAUGAGACACCCGAGGUGUGAAUGUAUUGACGACUACUCGGACUGCCGUCAAUUAAGCUUAGCUUACGAGCAAGCUGUGGCCGACGGCCGAUUUGACGAGGCCUGCGGAAAGGCUGCGUCUGUAGUUGCUCUCUAUCCCGAAAUAAGAAACUUUCUGCAUCGUGCCUUGAAGUGUCCGCGCCUUCGCAUCUUCCUGGUGACUUCCAGACUCCGCUUGCUGUGGGAAAGGGUUCUGGCGCAAGAGGGUCUCUCGCAAUCUGUCAAGAUAAUUGGCUCGGGCCCACUAUCCAACGGUUAUAUCGUUCCCCCUAAGACUAAAGAGAAACUGAUCGAACGCCUCAGGACAGUCCAUAACUUGCAGGUAUGGGCGCUUGGAGGCCACGGUUCAGAUGAGCAGAUGCUUCAUCGAGCACAUUAUUCGAUCAUGCUUCGCCGCCCAGAUAAUCCCUGCUAUAAUAAAAUUUGGUUAUCGGACAUGGCUUUGAGAUUGAAGGAUUUGAAGGAUUGCAAAGAUUCAACCACCUUCCAUCUGGAGGAACUCGAGGAGCCGGCCUUUUUGGAUCAACUCAUGCAACAUCAAUUUACACUUGCCCAUGCGACCCACAAGGGUGUAGCAAAGUUGCUGCAUACCAGGAUGCUGAAAUCGAUAUACUUCCCCGAUCAGCGUUUGGAGGAAAAGGUCUAUCAUGAGGCUGGAUGGUAUCUUGCCAGUGAAUACAUAAGCGAGCUAGGAGGCGUUGAAGAGGCUGCUAUUGAUGUCUCCGAGGAGCCCAAAGCCACUGGCUAUCAACUUGUCCGUGAAAGCGGCAUGCUCACUAUUCCCCUAAAGGGAGGUAGUCACCACAUGGCUGCUGGAAUUCGGGAUGUCUAUCAGAAAGCUUGCACCCUGCAGACAGAUAAACCAGAAGACAUCGAUGAUGACCAUCUACGGGAAAUGGACACUGUUGUGCUUGUGGAAGCUGUCGCGGAUAGUGCUGAAGCUAUCACCCGUUAUGUCAACCACAUCCACAGAGUGAAACCAUGCCUUCCUAUUCUUGUUGUAGCCGGAGUCCUUCAAGCUGAGCUAGUUGCACCGGGUGGACCGCUGCCGUCUCUCAUUCGAGGCGGCCCCAUCACGGUGGUCGCUCUUAGUCUAGCCAAAGGCAGAGAAAUGACUACUGAAAGUCAUGUUUAUGAGACUGGACGCAUUUUCUGA